AUGAAACUGCACUACACUAAAAUAUUAUUAUUUUUCUUUCCAUUAUAUAUAUUGGUAACAUCAUAUCAUGUGUAUAGUAAAAACAAACCAUCCAUCACAUCACAUCAUACACAAACCAAUAGAUCAUUAUGUGAAUGUGACACACAAUCAUCAAAUUAUGACAAGGAUACGGGUAUGAAAAGUGUAAUGCAACAAUUUGUUGAUCGUACCUCACAAUGUUUUGAAGAAUACGAUGAACGUAUGAAUGAAAAACGCCAAAAAAGUAAAGAACAACGUGAUAAAAAUGUACAAAAAAUUAUUGAAAAAGAUAAAAUAGAAAAAUCAUUAGCAGAAAAAGUAGAAACAGGUUGUCUUAAGUAUGGGUGUGGGCUAGGUGGUGUUGCAGGAAGUGUUGGAAUAUUUGGUACAGUUGCAGUAAAAGAGUUGACAAAAGCUGCUAUUACUACGGCUACGGAAUUAGCUAAGGAAGCGGCAAAGGAUGGAGCCAUGGCUGCGACUAUUAAAGCUGCAGGUGCUGAGGCAGGUAAGAAAUUUGUUAUUGCAGGAUUAGGAAAAUUACAUGUAUCAACUCUAGAUAAUCAGAUAUUGGAAUCCUAUUUUGCUACAACAAAAUAUACUAAUGUCACAAAGAUUGCUCGUGCCAUAAAUGAACAAUAUAAUCCAUCUUCAUGUCUAACAGGUGGCUCUGGCGCUGAUAAUUCUAUUUGCCCUUGGGCGAUGGAAAAUUUUUUUGCUGCACGGAAAAUUCCAGGGAAGGUUUCUUCAACGUACAAUUCUAUAGAAGUAGCUGUAAAAUCUAUCGUCUCAGAUGCCGAACCUGUUGCUACAGCAGCUGCACAACAAGCUACUGAAGAAGCUAUAAAAAACAGCAUUGCUGUAGUAGACGCUAAAUAUGUUAUUUGCCAGAAUGCUAUUAUUGCUUCUGUUGUUGCAUUAUUAAUUAUAGUUUUAAUUAUGAUAAUUAUUUAUUUAGUUUUACGUUAUCGACGAAAAAAUAAAAUGAAUAAAAAAGCCCAUUACACUAAAUUAUUAAAGGAAUAA
Molecule: messenger RNA, 1041 nt
Organism: Plasmodium falciparum 3D7
Lineage: Eukaryota; Apicomplexa; Aconoidasida; Haemosporida; Plasmodiidae
Product: rifin
Exons: 2
Coding region: 1-1041 (346 amino acids)
Source: RefSeq, a predicted model, not a curated record